AUGGGCGGUGCAGGGUUCAGUUACCAACUCAACCCAAACCCCGAGUCCCUCCUAAUCGUAGACAUCCUUCUACGCGCUUUCGAACUUGGCGUGCGCACCAUAGACACUUCUCCAUACUACGAGCCCUCGGAGCAGCUCAUGGGAGCGGCACUGUCUAAUCCACGCAUCACUUCCAAGUUCCAGCGAAGCGACUAUGAACUCAUGACCAAAGUUGGCCGCAUCAUGGAAAAUGAGUUCAACUACUCACCAGACUGGAUCCGUCAAUCCGUGGCGCGAUCGAUGGACCGCUUCCAGUCUUCGUAUCUGGAUGUUGUGUUUUGUCACGAUGUCGAAUAUGUCUCUAGAGACGAGGCAGUGACGGCUGUUGGUGUUCUCUUCGAGUUUCAGCGCGCAGGUAUCGUUUUGCGCGUCGGAAUUUCGGGCUACGACAUCGAUAUCCUAGCAGAAGUGGCUAUGCUUGCACAGCAGCGCUACGGGCGACCUGUGGAUGUUAUCCAGACCUGGGCUCAGCUUACUCUUCAAAACACACAAACAGAAACCCGAGGUUUCGACAGGUUCCGCGACGCUGGUGUAACUUCAGUCUUUUGCUCAAGCCCAUUGGCAGUCGGGCUACUCAGGACUGGUGGAAUUCCCGUGGGCUUGACUGGUGACUGGCACCCUGCGCCUCAAGGCUUGAGAGCUGCUGCGGCUGAAGCAGCGCAGUGGGUAGAUGAGCAUGGAAAGGGGGAGACACUCUCGUUCCUCGCGAUGCAGUAUGCUAUUAUCAAGGCCAAGCAGAAUUGUACUCCUUCGUUUGAGGUGUCUACGAUAACGGGAAUCAGCACUUUGUCCGACUUGGAACAGAAUGUAGCUGCCGCGAAGUCAAUUCUCAAAUCUGCAAAGGCAUCGGAAAGUUUGCAGGACUAUACUGAGCUGGAUUCACAGGCGGUGGAGAGUCGUUAUGAACUGUAUGAGCGUGUUCGGUCAAUGCUUGGGAUGUGGGUAGACUAUGACUUUACAGGGAAGAAAGCGAAGGAAUAA
Fusarium poae is the source of this 1020-nucleotide messenger RNA. RefSeq lists its product as uncharacterized. The record is from RefSeq and is a predicted model, not a curated record. Gene Ontology annotation, biological process: dehydro-D-arabinono-1,4-lactone biosynthetic process. NCBI's taxonomy places the organism in Eukaryota, Fungi, Ascomycota, Sordariomycetes, Hypocreales, Nectriaceae. The transcript has a single exon. The coding region runs from base 1 to 1020 and encodes 339 amino acids. Gene Ontology annotation, cellular component: cytosol. Gene Ontology annotation, molecular function: D-arabinose 1-dehydrogenase [NAD(P)+] activity.